Molecule: messenger RNA, 1548 nt
Organism: Panthera uncia (snow leopard)
Lineage: Eukaryota; Metazoa; Chordata; Mammalia; Carnivora; Felidae
Gene: POLG2
Product: DNA polymerase gamma 2, accessory subunit
Exons: 8
Coding region: 48-1505 (485 amino acids)
Biological process (GO): mitochondrial DNA replication
Cellular component (GO): mitochondrion; cytoplasm
Source: RefSeq, a predicted model, not a curated record
CGGGACCAGCCAGCUAAUAGGAUACUGCUGUUUAACUCCCGUGGGCGAUGCGUUCUGGUGCUGCAGUCAGGGCCUGCCGGAAAGUCUGCAGGUGCCUAUUGUCUGGGUUUGGAGGUCGAGUGGAUGGGGGGCCGUCUGAGCCUUUGACGGAAGGGAGUAGCUCCUUCGGAGUGCCCCUGCGGUCGCAAGCGGAGCUGCCCCGGGGGAGCGAGCCGACCGAAGUCCCCGAGUCCGGUGAGGGGAGCGAGGAGCUGCUAGAGAUCUGUCAGAGAAGGCAUUUCUUCAGCGGCAGCAGGCGGCAGCUUAGCCGACAUUCUCUUCUGAGCGGGUGCCACCCCGGCUUUGGCCCCUUGGGCAUAGAGUUGCGGAAGAACCUGGCGGCAGAAUGGUGGUCCUCCGUGGUGGUGUUAAGGGAGCAGGUCUUCCCGGUAGACGCCCUCCACCAUGAGCCAGGCCCUUUGCUGCCCGGGGACAGUACCUUUAGGUUAGUUUCAGCAGCAACUCUACGCGAACUCUUGCAAGACAAAGAGCUGAGUAAGGAACAGCUAGUAGCAUUUCUUGACAACUUACUGAAAACUUCUGGGAAACUACGGGAGAACCUUCUUCACGGUGCGUUGGAGCACUAUGUUAAUUGCCUGGAUCUGGUAAACAGGAGGCUGCCUUAUGGCCUUGCUCAGAUUGGAGUGUGUUUUCAUCCUGUUUCUGAUACUAAGCAGACACCUGAUGGUGUUAAAAGAAUCGGUGAGAAGACUGAGGCUUCACUGGUUUGGUUUACUUCAGCAAGAACUGCAGGCCAGUGGCUUGAUUUCUGGUUACGUCAUCGACUCCUGUGGUGGAGAAAGUUUGCCAAGAGUCCAUCUAACUUCAGCAGCAGUGAUUGUCAGGACGAAGAGGGACGAAAAGGAAAUAAACUUUACUACAAUUUUCCAUGGGGAAAGGAGCCAAUCGAGACCCUGUGGAAUCUAGGAGACCAUGAACUUUUAAACAUGUGUCCUGGAAAUGAGUCUCAAUUACACGGCCGAGAUGGACGAAAAAAUGUGGUUCCUUACGUUUUAUCUGUUAGUGGAAAUCUAGACCGAGGCAUGCUGGCUUAUCUCUACGAUUCUUUCCAGCUAACAGAGAGCUCCUUUACAAGAAAGAAGAAUCUUCAUAGAAAGGUACUUAAACUUCACCCUUGUUUAGCCCCUGUUAAGGUUGCUUUGGAUGUGGGAAGAGGCCCAACAGUGGAAUUAAGACAGGUUUGUCAAGGACUAUUUAGUGAAUUACUAGAAAAUGGUAUUUCUGUGUGGCCUGGUUAUUUGGAAACUGUGCACUCCUCACUGGAACAACUUUAUUCAAAAUAUGAUGAAAUGAGUAUUCUCUUCACAGUUUUGAUUACUGAAGCUACUUUGGAGAAUGGGUUAAUACAUCUGAGAAGUAGAGACACCACGAUGAAGGAAAUGAUGCAUAUAUCCAAAGUAAAAGACUUUUUAAUCAAGUAUAUAUCAUCAGCUAAGAAUGUAUAGAUUUUAAUAUUUAUAUAAUAAAUAUUCUUCCUUCCUAAUUUGA